UCCCGGAGCUCGCCCGGCUCCCGCCGGCGGCUGCGCUCCAGUGACCCCCCCGCGCAGCCAGGACGGCAGCUCCAGCCCUCUGGCCGCUGUGGCUACUCCUCCCUCGGCCGCCGCCUCCUGACCUCCCGCCCCGGGACCCCACCAGUGGAUGCCAUUACUCCAGCCUCUGCAGCACCUGGCGGCAGCCCUAUCGGAGGCACCUGGCCGACUGGACCCUGCCCUCCGGCGUUGGGGGGCAGCAGCGUUUCCCGCUGGCCUGGAGGAGGAAGAGGACCUGAAGCCCGCCCCGCCUUCCCGGGGCAAGGACCAGGGGGCGCCGGCACCAGCCAUGGGGGGUGGUGAAGCGAGAAGUUUGCUCUGGAAAUUUGGCCUGUUCUUCCCUUUGCUGACGGCGUGCCCGGCGGGCUGCAGCCAAGUCUCCAGCAACCAAGUGGUGUUGCUUGAUACUACAGCUGCACUUGGAGAGCUAGGAUGGAAAACCUAUCCUUUAAAUGGGUGGGAUGCCAUAACUGAAAUGGAUGAACACAAUCGUCCCAUUCACACCUACCAGGUAUGUAAUGUAAUGGAACCAAACCAAAACAACUGGCUUCGUACAAAUUGGAUCUCCCGUGAUGCAGCCCAGAAAAUUUAUGUGGAAAUGAAGUUUACCCUGAGGGACUGCAACAGCAUUCCAUGGGUACUGGGAACUUGCAAAGAAACUUUUAACCUUUACUACAUGGAGUCAGAUGAGUCCCAUGGAGUUAAAUUCAAGCCAAGCCAAUACACUAAAAUUGAUACUGUUGCAGCUGAUGAGAGUUUUACCCAGAUGGACUUGGGUGACCGCAUUCUUAAACUCAACACAGAAGUUCGUGAGGUUGGGCCAGUAAACAGGAAAGGAUUCUAUCUUGCUUUCCAGGACAUUGGAGCCUGCAUUGCUCUGGUCUCUGCCCGCGUUUACUACAAAAAGUGCCCUUUCACAGUUCGUAACUUGGCUAUGUUUCCUGAUACUAUUCCAAGGGUUGAUUCUUCCUCUUUGGUGGAAGUACGGGGUUCCUGUGUGAAGAGCGCUGAGGAGCGGGAUACUCCAAAACUGUAUUGUGGAGCAGAUGGGGAUUGGCUUGUGCCUCUUGGGCGAUGCAUCUGCAGUGUAGGAUAUGAGGAAGUGGAUGGUUCCUGCCAUGCUUGCAGGCCAGGAUUCUAUAAAGCAUUUGCUGGGAAUAUAAAGUGUUCCAAGUGCCCUCCACACAGUUUAACCUAUGUAGAAGCAACUUUUGUCUGUCAGUGUGAAAAAGGUUACUUCAGAGCUGAGAAAGAUCCACCAACUAUGGCAUGUACCAGGCCACCUUCUGCUCCACGGAAUGUGAUUUUUAAUAUUAAUGAAACAGCUCUUAUGUUGGAAUGGAGCCCACCUAGUGACACGGGCGGGAGAAAAGAUCUAACCUACAGUGUCAUCUGUAAGAAAUGUGGAUCAGACACCAGCCAAUGUGAGAUAUGCGGUGGAGGUAUCCGUUUCAUCCCAAGACAUACAGGCCUGAUUAACUCAUCUGUGACUGUACUUGAUUUUGUGUCUCAUGUGAACUACACUUUGAAAUAGAAGCCAGAAUGGAGUCUCUGAGCUGAGUUUCUCCCCAAGCCAUUCACAGCUAUCACAGUUACCACAGAUCAAGAUGCGCCCUCCUUGAUAGGUAUGGUAAGGAAGGACUGGGCUUCCCAAAACAGCAUUGCCCUCUCCUGGCAAGAGCCUGACUUUCCCAAUGGAGCCAUUCUGGACUACGAGAUCAAGUACUAUGAGAAAGCCUACCCACGGAUAGCGCCGGCAUUUUGGCACUACCUGCGGGUAGAAGAGCAUGAGCAGCUCAGCUAUUCCUCCACAAGGUCCAAGGCUCCAAGUGUUAUCAUCACAGGUCUCAAGCCAGCCACCAAAUAUAUAUUUCAUAUCAGAGUCAGGACUGCAGCAGGAUACAGCGGCUAUAGCCAGAAGUUCGAAUUUGAAACUGGAGAUGAAACUUCUGAUAUAGCUGCGGAGCAGGGGCAGAUUCUUGUAAUUGCCACUGCUGCGGUUGGUGGAUUCACUCUCCUGGUUAUCCUCACACUGUUCUUCCUAAUCACUGGGAGAUGCCAGUGGUACAUAAAGGCCAAAAUGAAGUCUGAAGAAAAAAGAAGGGCUCAUUUGCAAAAUGGACAUUUGCGCUUCCCAGGAAUAAAAACGUAUAUUGAUCCAGACACAUAUGAAGACCCAUCUCUUGCUGUCCAUGAGUUUGCAAAGGAGAUAGAUCCUUCAAGAAUUCGUAUUGAGAGAGUUAUAGGGGCAGGUGAAUUUGGAGAGGUAUGCAGUGGACGUCUGAAGACACCAGGAAAAAGGGAGAUUCCUGUUGCCAUUAAAACUUUGAAAGGUGGCUAUGUGGACAGGCAGAGAAGAGAUUUCCUGAGAGAGGCUAGUAUCAUGGGACAAUUUGACCACCCAAAUAUUAUUCGCCUCGAAGGAGUUGUUACAAAAAGAUCCUUCCCAACCAUUGGGGUGAAGUCUCUUUCGAGAUUCCUGAGGGCGGGCUUUUUAAGUAGCAUCCCGGCCCCACAUCCAGUCUCACGGGGCAGAUCCUUGCCCCCCGGCAUUUCCUCUGGCAGACCAGUAAUGAUUGUGGUUGAAUAUAUGGAGAAUGGAUCCCUUGACUCCUUUCUGCGGAAGCAUGAUGGACACUUCACAGUCAUCCAGCUGGUUGGCAUGCUUCGUGGAAUUGCAUCUGGCAUGAAGUAUCUCUCAGAUAUGGGCUAUGUACAUCGUGAUCUGGCAGCCCGUAAUAUUUUAGUCAACAGUAACCUCAUGUGUAAAGUCUCUGAUUUUGGUCUGUCACGAGUGUUAGAGGAUGACCCUGAAGCUGCUUACACAACAAGUGGUGGAAAAAUCCCCAUAAGAUGGACUGCCCCUGAAGCUAUAGCCUACAGGAAGUUCUCUUCAGCAAGUGAUGCAUGGAGCUAUGGGAUUGUCAUGUGGGAAGUGAUGUCCUAUGGAGAAAGACCAUAUUGGGAGAUGUCUAAUCAGGAUGUUAUACUGUCUAUAGAAGAAGGUUACAGGCUUCCAGCUCCCAUGGGCUGCCCAGCUUCUCUCCACCAACUUAUGCUUCACUGCUGGCAAAAAGAGAGAAACCACCGGCCGAAGUUUACUGACAUUGUCAGCUUCCUAGACAAAUUGAUCCGCAACCCCAGCUCCCUUCAUACCCUAGUGGAGGAUGUACUUGUAAUGCCAGAUUCACCUGGUGAAGUUCCCGAAUAUCCUUUGUUUGUUUCAGUCAUUGAUUGGCUAGAUUCAAUAAAAAUGGGUCAGUAUAAAAAUAACUUCAUGGCAGCGGGUUUCACAACUUUGGAUGUGGUUUCAAGAAUGAGCAUUGAUGACAUUAGGAGAAUUGGAGUUGUACUCAUUGGACACCAGAGACGAAUAGUGAGCAGUUUACAGACUUUGCGAUUACACAUGAUGCACAUACAGGAGAAAGGAUUUCAUGUAUGAAAGUACUAGAAGCAACUUUGUUUUGUGCCUCAGCAUUUCUAAAAUGGAAGAUAUUCUCAUUCCUCCCUUAUGUUCCUCCCAACUUCAAGAACUGCAGUCUCCUAUCCAGACUAUAAAUACACACUUUUACGUUAAUGCUUCCAAUGUGGAAUUUUUAAUCACACGGCAUAGUUCCUCCGUCAGUUACCUGCCAAUAAAAUCCUGGCGCACUGCAAGACUGUUGCUACACACUGGUGAAUAACUCAGCAUGGAUGUGUAACUUUGUAUAACAGUAUUUGGAACACUUUCAUGGACUUCUUUGAAAGUGAUAGCCUAUUUGGCCUGGUGUGGCUUCCUUAUUGAUGUAUUUAGAGUUUGAUGGUAGAUCAAAAAGUAAUUGACUUUUUUCAUGUUUUGUGAUCAUGUAGCUUCCAAUAUCAAAUGUGCAAUCAGAAAAAAAAAGUUUGACAUAAAUAUUUAUUUUAUCUCUUAACUAAAUCCAAAUGUAUGGGUCAGAUUGUUACCUUAACUUUGUAAUAGUUUAAAUGCUGGUAAGCUGGUGCCUGAAAAUGUUAGAAUUCUUUGCAGAAAUGACCAGUGAUUUCAUGUAGUGAAUUCUUGUUAUGUGUGACUAACUGGGGUGCGGAUUAGAAAGAACUGAACUUUAAAUCUUCCUGAGGCCCUGGGUUUAAAUUUAUUUGUAUAAGCAUCUGACAUUAUUUUAUCCUUUAUAGAGUUGGUUUCAAAAUUGGUUCAUUAUUAGAAUUUUGCACCAUUUUUCAUCCUUUUUUAUAUUAAAUAGCUGCCUCUACCACAUGGUGAGUAACCCUUGGAAAGGCUGUUGUAACAAUUCUUAAGUCACACAGAAUAUUCAGUUGUCAGCUAUACUGCACACUGCAGUCACGUAGACUUCACAGAGCUUUCUGCUUCAAAACCACAGGCCUCUACUACUGCAGCUAAUGGAGAAUUUCCAUUAGUUUAGUAGUUUUAGGACUUAUAUAACUUCUGUGGGCCAGCCAUUAGGGGGAUGAUGAGAUCCUCAUACUUGAGCAGAUCUGCCAUACCAUCCACGAGAGAUCAGUGGAACACAAACAAACUAAUCAAUACUGUAUGUUACGCAAUGUAAGAGUGCGGCAUUAGUUACUACAUUAUAUGUAGGCAGAGAGAGAGGCCUAGGACAGCAGUGUAAUAAUAUGUUGCCUUGAGUCUACUUUUAUACGUUUGCUGUUAGAAGUAAAAAGCAGACAAUGAUGAAAUGGAUUUCUAGUUAUUAACGAGCUGGUCUUCAUUUAGUACAAAUGUCUAACUGACGUCUAAGAUAAUUCUCUUUAAAACUAGAACUGUUUAAUAGCCAUAUUUACAUGCAAGAAAAUGGAUGCAAAGGCCAAGCACAAUAUUUGUACCUCUAUAAGACUUAAAGCUUUCAUGCUCUAUUCAGAUGACGUACAUAAAUAUAAUGGGCUACAUUUUCAAAACUUGCAUGAGAUAUGCGCUACUGUGAACCAUGAAAUGAGCGCAUGUCUGCAUGCUCUGAAAGCCACACACAUUUUUACAUGCAUGUCACAGUAAACUGGAUGUAGAUGUUUGUGUUAAUUUAUAUAUCAUUUUUAAAGUUAUGUGGAGCAAGAAUAUACUUGAGCAUUAUUAAUUUUCAGUUAAAAAGCGCAUUUGGGGCGAUGAGUAAAAUGUAUAUGUAUUACAAAUUGAAUUAACCAGACUAAGUAAUCAUAAUGAUAUUUAUUGCUUAAUUUGCAGCUUAAAAAGCAUACUUCUUGACACUGGGAAAAAGCUGCUGUUCUAUAUGGAAGGCAGAGAAGGAAGAGCAGGAGAAGAUUCAAAAAGGUUUAUCCUUCUAACCAGUUUCACAGAGUAAGACACACUGUGUCUGAUUCACUGCUGUUACUCCACUUUUAUGCCGAUGACUCCACUGAUUUCAACAGAGUAAUAGUGGUGAAUCAAGUGCAUUUUUUUUAGUUUUGUUUUUCUAAAGCUCUAAUAGAGGAAUAGAUUUUCUAAAGAUAUAGAUUCACUAGUAUCUUUGAAUGCUAAUUUGCUGAGUAUGUUUCAAGAACUUAGACCCCAGUCCCACAAACACAUACAAGAGUAAAUUUGUGCACAUGAGAAGUUCAGAAUCAAGGGCCCUUAAUAGAACAAACUAGCUUUAGUUCUUCUCUGUGAGGCGCGCUCUUGUAAAUUUCUGCCCAAAUUCCAUAUUUUAUUUUUCGUUAAGUAGGGUUCUCUUAUGGAACAAAAAGCCUCCAUUUUUUCCAUGUUGUAAGACUUUUUUUUUAAAAUAAGAACUUCAGAUUCAAAUCUAAAAGUUGAUUUUCGUUUACUAUUUUGCUUUCCCUUUUGCCUGUCAUUGCUUCCAUCUCCAUCAAGGUGCCAUUUGGGGAAGAGAUCUUUGCAAGCAGCUUUUUAAAUAUGUAAUGAGUAAUGGGAGUCCAGUACUUGCUAAGAGGUACUCAAAAUUAAUCCAAACCAUAUGGGUGCAUUCUUGCGCUCAUACGUAUGUUUGUUCAUUUUUGGAAGUGUGGAUGCAAAGCUGCAUGUUACAUAUACAUUAACCUGGAUAUGUCUCAUGGAAAUUAAUUUCCAGAUUUAUCACACUUUUGAAAAUAUAUUUUCAAUAGAACAAAUAUAAUAACAAUAUUGAAACAUUUAUUAAUUAAAUAUAUUUUUAUAAAAACAAGAGUUUAAGUAACCAGGGAAGGAGUGACAGAGGAUUCUUUUGGUGAUGACAUUUAUUUAAGAAAAACAACAACCUAAAAAUCAUCUCCUAGAGUUUGUGGGUUUCUAUGGAUGGUUUUUGUUGUUGUGCUGCAUAAUUCUUUCUUAACAAUGAUCUUGAUCAAACUUACAUUUCCCCAGCUUUAGAAACUGCAUUUUUACUCUUGCCCACUCCACUGUUUCAACAUACAAAAGAAAUGCAAUGAGGUUUGGGGGUUUUUAAUAUGCUGGUAUUGUCUUUUCAAAUGUGGACAUUUCUGCGCAGGCUACAAAUGUAUGCACAACAUUACCAGCAGCUUCCACUAAAAUGGAUGACUGUUUCGCCAGAUGAAAAUUAGCUGCUCUUAGAGUACGCAGUUAGCAUUGAAACUGAUUUACUAGGCUAUUCUUAAAAAUCUAGCUCUCCAUGCACACCAUUCAGUAACUAAAACUGUUGAAAAUGCACAGAAUAAAGGGAGUGUGAGAGAGACAAAUGCAAAAAUGUAUAUUAAAAUGUGGGCAUAGGAAAAUUUACUGAUAUAGUAAUUUACAGGUGAAGUCUCCAUAUACAUUCUUCUCUAGGAUUUUAUUGUUGUUCAUUUAGAAUGAAAUAAAUCCAUCUGCUAUUGGCCUACACGGGUUCUUUGCACCAUUUGAGCCUUCAAAAUAGGGCUCAAGUGAUGCUUAGGUAGUGAACAGUUCUUGAGCUGGCCCUCUGCAAAAGGAUGAAUUUCAUCCCUAGUCCAUAGUACUGACGAUAGUUUACUUGAAAUGAGAUAACUACAGAAACCCAGGUCUGUAAUAUAUUCUGUCCCUGAGAUAUUUGCACACAACUGGUAGCAUUCGAGUCAUUGAGAAGACGAGGAUUUCUCAUGAGUUAAAAGGAAGGGAAUUUAGGGGAAGUGGGUUUAAAUCUGCCCUAAUGAACAAGUUGCCUCUGUUAUGUUUUCCUUCACCAUAACUUAUACAUGAUCAGUUGCAGCUCAUAUGUAGGCUUCAGUCACAAGUAUUAUGUUUAUUCUUGGCCAUCAGCCGGGACUUUAUGACAAAAUAUGUACAUUUUUAACAUUAAAUGAUCCUUUAAUUGAAAAUAGUAGAUUCAAACAAAAAUUCAAAAUGCAUACAUUAUGAUCAUAUUUGUUACUUUGGCCUACCCACUCUUCAAGUUUGUCCUAAACUUUGGUAGAUAUCUGUUGGACUGAUCAUCACUUACACAGGAAUAUUUCAAUAUACUGAAGUAUUUUGAUGAUCUUUAACUUAGAAUAUCUGUUUUCUGUUUCUUUAAAUAUAAUGGACAUGUUCGUUAGCUGCACCAAGCUUAUUGUCAGUGCAGCAGGAAAGGGCCCCAAAUGUGGUUCUAAUGUAACUUUUAGAUUUCUCCACCCUGGGGCUAGCUGAGGGUGUAACUGGCCCCCAGCACAAGUUAGAGCAGGUACAAGUAACUUCCAUGGCUUGGAAUGGUCCCAUAGGAGCCAUUCUGGCAUUUGGGGGUUGCUGUAGCAUAGCACAUUCUGGCCAAAUGCCCUCAUGACUCUAACUCACCUUGGAAUACCCUCUGCACAGAGUGGGGGAAAACAGGUAGCAAUUGAGCUGGCUACACCUGCUUUAUGCUAUCAGGGGAUUGUCUGCUGACAGAGAAAUCUCCAGAUCCCCUUUUAGGGCAGUUUUAAGUCCCAUUUAAGUCUCCUAUAACAGAAACAAAACACUUGCCCAAAAGACAUAUUCCAUGCAUUUGGAAUCCACAAAUCUCUUCCUCCUUCACAUAUAAUCCUUAGAAGAUAGUAGUACAUACUGUUCAGACAAGAAUAGUGUGGUGGAAUAUAGGUCCUCAGAUUACAGACUAGGUUACACAGAGCACAGAAUGGCUAUAAAAGUGUGUGUGAGAGUGAGUAUUAUAAUUGAGAUUUUCAAAAGUGGACUACUGAAUUUAAUUAUACAACUGUUGUUAAAACUAAUGGGAAUUGUGUGGCUAAAUCCCCCAGUCAGCUUUGAAAAUUUCAGUCAGUGUGUAUCAUGUGUGUAUAGUUCCUGGCUUCUUAUCUGAAAAUGUACAUCCCAAAAUAAAUAUAUUAAGAAGUGCAGAAGAGUGGGUCUCAAACUGUGGUCUAUGGAGAGCUGGCUGGUCACAUGAUACUGGCCCUCCUCCUAAUUCCAGUCACUAAAUCACAUUAAACACAUUGAACACUGUCCUAGUGGUACUUUUCUAUGUGAAUAAUUAUUGUAGUUGCUGUAGGGAUUUGAAGUGAUCAUGAAUGGUAGGGGAGGUGUUCUUGAGCCAAUCUCUCGAUUAAGAUGUGGUCCGUAUUGUAAAAUAAACGUUAAGAUCUCUCUCCAAGCUGCUUAUACAGGAUAAAUUAUUCUCUUUUAAAUGUCAUCUUAUAGGAUCUCAUCCUCCCAUCCCCAGAUAAUUUAAGGGAAAGUCUCAAGGCAAUGGGACUUGACAGAUUUUUUAAACAAGAUAUAUUCAAGUUUAGAAAAGACAAUAGACAGAAGCUUAUUAUGGAGAUACAUUUGGUUUAAAAUAAAUAGUAAGCACUAUGAGAUUAUAAAUCAUAUUUUCUUAUUUUAUUAUGUUAAAUAAUGACACCAGUUCACAUAAGAGUAUCUCUUUGUGUUUCGUUAAGAUGUUCUGUAACAAUAUCUUUCAGUUUUCCCUUAUUGCAAGGAAUUUCUCAACUGUUCCUCUGUUCUACAAAGACCUCUUCUAUUAUCCCUAUAUAAUUAAAUGAGAAGCUAAGGAUAUGGAAAACUUUAUAUUAAAGCAUCAGAGGGGUAGCCGUGUUACUCUGGAUCUGUAAAAGCGGCAAAAAGUCCUGUGGCACCUUAUAGACUAAC
Molecule: messenger RNA, 9004 nt
Organism: Chelonia mydas (Green sea turtle)
Lineage: Eukaryota; Metazoa; Chordata; Testudines; Cheloniidae
Gene: EPHA6
Product: EPH receptor A6
Exons: 19
Biological process (GO): cell surface receptor protein tyrosine kinase signaling pathway; protein phosphorylation; axon guidance
Cellular component (GO): neuron projection; plasma membrane
Molecular function (GO): transmembrane-ephrin receptor activity; protein binding; ATP binding
Source: RefSeq, a predicted model, not a curated record